AUGAGCUUCCAGGGACACAACAACAGGAGGUCACCGUCGGCAAACGAUGAAGCUGGAAGCAGCAGCGGCACAAGAGGCCCAAUCUCGGUCAAUCCGCGGGCAGCUGCUACAUCAUCACCUAAUAUCGUCCUGGAGCUGCCCGCCCAAAAUGUGCACGGAGUCCAAAACACUGCAGGCCACGGGCAGCAGGAGGGCAGCAGCAGCCAACAAAGUGGAAAUGCUGGAGGAAUGAGGGAGGAGGAGAAUAUCAUUAUAACCCCUCAGCCGGGAUUGCCAUCUUUGGAUGUGGUUAGGGCAGCGCUUCAAAAUGCGCCGGUCCCAACCACUCCUGAUGAUGAUGCCACCGCUUUGGCCGAGGCUGAUUCCUUCUUCCGGCAAUACUUGCUGUCUUCAUCUUCAUCAUCGUCAUCCGACGAGGAGGACGAAGACAUUAAGGCGGUUCGGCGUGCAGAUAUUCGCCGCCAAGUUGUGGCAGCGUAUCAGCCAUGUAUCCCGGCAACUUACAGGACAGAUGAUAUCAGAUCGAAUAAUGAGGUUGCUGAGCGAUCAAUGGAUUGGUAA
Molecule: messenger RNA, 561 nt
Organism: Oldenlandia corymbosa var. corymbosa
Lineage: Eukaryota; Viridiplantae; Streptophyta; Magnoliopsida; Gentianales; Rubiaceae
Source: the annotation of a GenBank genome assembly